Anopheles coluzzii is the source of this 4289-nucleotide messenger RNA. RefSeq lists its product as uncharacterized. Gene Ontology annotation, biological process: neuron differentiation; regulation of transcription by RNA polymerase II. Gene Ontology annotation, cellular component: nucleus. The transcript is spliced from 7 exons. Gene Ontology annotation, molecular function: DNA-binding transcription factor activity, RNA polymerase II-specific; RNA polymerase II transcription regulatory region sequence-specific DNA binding. NCBI's taxonomy places the organism in Eukaryota, Metazoa, Arthropoda, Insecta, Diptera, Culicidae. Bases 1329 to 3470 code for a protein of 713 amino acids. The record is from RefSeq and is a predicted model, not a curated record.
CAUCGCAAGCUUGGCGGCUUAUCCAUUUUAUUGUGAUACUUCCGGUGUUCGUUUGACAACUUUACUUCCCCUUCAAUUUCUUCCCCUAAUCAGCCAAUGUUUCAGUAGCUGAAAAAAUGUGCUUUUCCUUCGAAAAAGAAUUCCUUCAUGAUGACAAGAUAACGCUACCACCCCAGCCAGCACUUGCUACCUACAGCCAACAUAUACGGUGAAGACACGGUUUCCGCUUGUGUUGCUGUGUGUCAGCCACCAGCAAAGCAUCCUAACCUCACACUGAACAAGCCUUAUGUGUACGCCGAACCAGACCACUGCACACGACCGAUGCGCUUGUUUACUAGACACAAAACGAAGCCAAUCGUAGGAUUCGCUGGCAGAUGGAUCAGCAGUCACCUUGUAUGUUCUGGCAAGGACCGUAGUGUUGAUGGUGUUGGAUGCAAACUGUAGUAGUAGUGGCCGUAGUAGUGGUGGUAGUGGUGCAUGCGUCUGUACGAGAAUCGUCGGAAACAUAUCCAGAGAUCUUUCGUCUUUCGAUGCGGGAUUAGUGCAUCGUUAUGAAGAAUCGCCAGUAACAUAACCUCUCUUUCGGGGCAGAUACGCGGAAACAGAAUUCAUGCCUCCGCCGUAAACGUCCGUGCAUGGGUGUGCUGCUGAGUUCUUUAAAGAUUUUCCCAAACUAAAGCUUCCCGUACACAAGUGACAUCAGUGAGAAUCAAAAACAAAGAGACUGUGAUAUUUGUUGGUUAAAAAAACAGCAAAUCUACUUCCAAAUGCGUUUGUUGUCAGUUUGUGUAUGUGUGUGUGUGUGUAUAGAUUGAAUUGAAUUUCUUCCUAGCAUAUGGGAAGCAACAAGAUGUUUAGGAGACUUCCAUUCCGUUCCGACGCUAACUAGAUUGCAUCCAAUGACGACCAAACCGCACACGAAACGAACGGAAUAACAAUCCAUAACGUUAACGUACGGCUGAACAGUUUCCGUGUCAGUUGAGUUCAUUUUCAGCACGAAAGUCACUGCAAGCAGUUGUGAGGCCAUCGUCAGAAUUUGUUACUGGUGCAUCAUUGUUGUGGUGGGAUUUUUGAGGCAUAAAUAUGUGUGUUACUAAGGCGUGUGAGGUGUAUUGGACAAGCAGGUGGUUGGAGUGGAUGCAAAUGUAAUGAGAAAAAUAAUAACCAACAGCAUUUACCAGCAGAACUUGUAAAAUUGUAAGUGAUUGAUUGUUUGUACGUAACAAUCCAAUGGGUGAAAAUUGAGUGAAGCAAGAAGUUGGUGCAAUAUCGUAUCAAUUGUGCGCACGCCAUCGCUACAACCCUUCCUCACAUGUGAUACCGGGAAAAUGAUCGAUCAGCAGCCGAAGUUAUCAUACUUUCCCAUCGAGUCAAAGUGCAGCGCUGGGCAGCCGGAACCAGAUACGGGCGGUUCGUUGACGAACAACGAACACGCGAACGGUACGAACGGUGUAAACAUCGGUGCGAAUGUUACCGCUGGCAACACGGCUACACCGGGCCCUGGCAUGAUCCCUGGUAGCAAUAGUAGCUGCAGUGCAAAAACACCAAUUACAACGACCGGCACACCCACGCUCCAGCCGUCGGUGCCACGCUCCUCGCAGCAAGCGUACACGACUACCGGUGGCAGUGUGACGGCCGCCACGCUGGCCGAAGGACAGCGGCUUCUCCUCGCCGCUGUAAUGACGGCGGGAAGCGGCAACGGUGAGAUCGGAGCGCAGCAGCAGCACGGCGAUGGUUCCGGUGGUGACGGGCCCGAACACCUGGCCGGGCUGCUGGGUACGUCCCUGUGCGGGCAGUGCUGUGGUCCGAUCUGCGAUCGCUACAUCAUGAAGGUGGUUGACAUUACCUACCACGAACGAUGCCUUCAGUGCACCUCCUGCUCGAUCCGGCUCAUGCAUUCCUGCUUUAUGCGCGACGGCAAGCUGUACUGUCGCUUCGACUAUGAACGACUGUACGGCCGGAACAGAUGCCUCGGAUGUGGUGAGAAGAUUGGUGCCGACGAGCUGGUAAUGCGCGCCCUGGAUAAUGUGUUCCAUCUGAAGUGCUUCAUCUGCGUCGUCUGUGGCGUGCGGCUGCAGAAGGGCGAUCAGUACGUCAUCAAGCAGAGUCAGCUGUUCUGCCGGCCCGACUAUGAAAAGGAGGUGGAAAUGUUCCAGGGCUACAGCUACGAUGAUUACUGCUGUGAUGACAUGUUCCAGACACGCAUCGACGGUCGCCGCGGGCCGAAACGACCCCGGACCAUUCUAACGACGCAACAGCGCCGCGCCUUUAAGGCUUCGUUCGACAUAUCACCCAAACCGUGUCGGAAAAUUCGCGAAGGAUUAGCAAAGGAUACUGGACUGAGCAUAAGGAUAGUACAGGUAUGGUUCCAAAACCAGCGGGCCAAGAUGAAAAAAAUCCAAAAGAAACAGCUCAAGGAGGGUGGCAAAAGCUCACACCAUGGCGGAGGCAACGGCAGCUCGGGCGGCAACAAAAACCACAACGGCAACGGUAAAGGGAACGAUUCCCAGGAAGAGCUGUCAGAUAACGAGAGUGCUGUCGGUGGUAAAUUAUCGCUUCGCAUCAAAGACGAAAACUCGAGGUCAAACAAUUAUCUGCACGAUAGCUGCAGUGACAACGAAGGCACAGUUACCGACAACGAUGGCGGCCCGUACGGUGGCUCGGCAGCCCGCCUUGGUCUUGGCGGCUCGGACCCAUACAAGAUCGUGAAGGAAGAGCUGGAUCUCGAGGACGACUACUUUCGCAUGGCCAUGUCUACACCCAACCACAUUCACCACCAUCAUCACCAUCCCAACCACCAACAACAACAACAACAACACCACCACCCUCACCAUCAUCCGCAAGCACCGGUCAGCAGUGGCCGGUUCGGUGGGAAAUCCUUUGCAAAUGAACACCAUGGAAAUGCAGGUAUAAAGACGGAAAACAUGACACUCGACACGACACCAAUGCUGACCGCGAACGGACCACCGCUAGACUACGGUGUUUCGCUGCAACAGCUAGCCUCGUCGCUAAAUGGGGUAACCGGAAAUGGGGGUCCGGGUGCCGGGUGCCCAACGCCCCACGAUUCCGUCGGUCCCAUGGUGAAUCCCAUCGAUCGGCUUUACUCGAUGCAGAAUUCGUACUUUUGCAACCAGGAAAAUCCCAUCUCCUGCCCAUCAACCCCGACCGGACAUCCUGGUACGCCGCCCGGUGGUAAUCAACAUCGUCCAACGCCCAAUGGUUCGGCCUGCCCACAGCAGCAGCCGAAUCAGUUGCAUCUGCAACACCCGGGAUUGCAGCAAUCGGCAAUGCCACCGCAUCAUUUCCCCGCACCGUCAAACAGUGGCCCCAACAUGGGAGGGAUGGGACAGCACAUGGUCGGAAUGUGCAAUCCUUUGUUAGAUCAGCAUCAGCACCAACAGCUACAACAACAGCAGCAACAUCAGCAACAGCAACAACAGCAGCAGCAGCAGCAAGAGAGCGUCAUGUAAGAAGGAUGAGCUGCAGUGCAGUAUACAGUGGAGGCAGUAAAUGUUGCAGCAAAAGAGCAAAAAUGCAAUCAGACAAAUGAUAAUGUGCAAGGUGGACUCAAAGCGGAAAUUUCUUUCAUUUAAAUAAGUGAAAGUUUAGUUACACAUAACUUGGAAAGCGUUUUGUUGCUUUUUUAUCGUUAUAAUCUAUCCAGGCGUAAUAACCAUUUUGCUUUGCAUAAAAACUACCUUUUUUAUUCACCCCCGUGCUUUAAGCAAACAGCGCAGUAUCCACUGUAAAUAAAUAAACACCAGCAGUACAGUGCUUUACCUAAUCGUAUAAACAGCUCUCCGCGUCAAGUGCACAACAGUAUCAAAUUGUCAUCCGUCAAUUUGCUGAACCAUCCACUGGUGCGUAAAGGGUUGGUAAAGGUGACCACAAGCAAGCAAGCCCAAAGGACAUUGAUUUCGACAUUGACACAUCGUAGUGAAUCAAGCAUAUACUGUCAAUUAUCAUGCGGUUGAAUAACAUCGGUCAUUGAGAGGUGACAUUGGUGAAUGGUGGCACCUUUCAUUGCAACAAAACAGUUUGAGGUUUGAGUGAGGCGAGUGAGAAAACCGAAAAACUAUCAACUCUUUCGUGCACCGUGCACCGUUCGAUGAUGCUAGUGGUGGUAGCUUUUGUACUGAGCUUCAUCAAAUUACACGCUCAUACAGUAAAGUGAAUGUAGCAAAAUUUAAAGAAAACUGCAAUCUGCAAAAAAGAGUUCCGUUCUACGUUCAGUAUGAUUGAUGUGUAAUAAGAAAAUAACAAUCAUGUGGUAACUAUUCAAACUAUCA